UGUGGGCGCCAAGAUUGAAGCGAGUGCGGGAAGCUGCGGCUGCCCCUGAGCUCUCUGACAGCCAUGGAGCUAACGCAGAAAGCGCGGGAACUUAGUUGCUGGGCCGCAGAAAAGAUGGAGGUGCCCCGAGCGGCCCGCCCCUCGGAGUCGACGCUGCGCAGGCUGUGUCUGGGUCAGGGGGCUGACAUCUGGGCCUACAUCGUGCAGCAUGUGCACAGUCAAAGGAGUAUCAAGACGAUCCGGGGAAACCUCCUCUGGUACGGCCAUCAGGACAAUCCAAAGGUCUGUCAGAAGUUGGAGUUGGAAGCCACUGUGGCCCGCCUGCGUGCAGAGGUCCAAGGGCUAGACCAGAGUCUGGAGCUGGUGGAUCAAGAGACUGAAGCUCAGGACGUGGCCAUGGCACAGACACUGCAGAGCCUGAAAGACACCCAGCGUCGAACUCUUCUCCUCCAGGCCCAAGCCAGGGCAGUACGAAGACAGCAACGUGGACUGCAAGAUCCCAUGCAGAGGCUGCAGAAUCAGCUCAGGCGCCUGCAGGACAUGCAGAGGAAAGCCAAAGUGGAAGUGACCUUUGGACCUCCGGUGUCAGCAGCCCCAGCCCUAGAGCCUGAGGUGUUGCGUGAUGUCCGGACAGCCUGCUCCCUUCGGACUCAGUUCCUGCAGAACCUUCUCAUUCCUCAGGCCAGGGGAAGCAGCAUCCCAAGCCCUCGUGAGGACCACUUCGGAAGUUCCCAUCAGCAGUGGCUGAGCUCUGUUGAGACACUGCUGACAAACCACCCUGCAGGCCACAUCCUGGCUGCCUUGACGUACCUGGCUGCAGAGCGGGAGACAGAGCUCUGGUCCCGGUGUGGUGGGGAUGGGCUCAAAGAAGAGGUGAUGUCCAGGCCCCAGGCCCCAGACCCAUCAAACUCCAUCCAGGCCCUGCCAUCCUCCGUUCAUCUCAUCCAGGAAGGCUGGCAGGCUGUAGGUACACUAGUUACCCAGAGGAGUGCCCUCCUGGGUGAGCGACAAGUCCUGACUGGCCGCCUCCAGAGCCUCGUGGAGGAGGUGGAGAGGCGCGCUCUGGGAUCCAGUGAGAGGAAAAUGCUGCUGCUGGGACUUAGGUGCAGUGGCCUGUGGGCAGAGCUCAAAGCUCUUCAUGCCCAGAGCCAGGAACUGGGGGACGCGGUUGGGCACCGGCAACUUAUGCUUCGGGAGCUGCUGGCCAAGCAGCAGCGGAUCCUGCAGUGGCGUCAGCUGGUGGAGGAGACCCAGGAACAGAUCCGCCUGGUCAUCAAGGGAAACUCAGUCAUCAAGACCCGUCUGAGCAGGGGCCCAGAGGAGGUGCUGACUCUGAUUCAGCAGAAGGUUGUUCCCACCUCCGAAGCAGUGGCACCACAGAGCCAGGAACUGAUCCGCUGCUUGAAGGAAGAAGCCCAACACCUGCCCCACAUUCUGCUGGGUCCCCUGCUGUGGUACCAUGCCAAAGGACUGAAGCCGCUAUCCAGGAUCCUACCAUCCAUCCAUCAGCUGCACCCCACUACCCCAAGGGGUUCCAGCCUCAUCUCGCUGAGCCAUACCCUGGGGCUGCCUGUAGGAAAAGCACCCGAGCUACUCCUUCCAAAGGCUGUCUCUCUCCGCCAAGACCUUCUGUUUCUCCAAGACCAGUUGGGUCUCCAAGGAGGAAAUCUCCUUCACGUGAAGACCAGUCUGCCUCUGGGACCAUCCACCCAGGAGCUGCUGCAGAUCCAGGCGUCCCAAGAAAAGGAGCAGAACGAGGCCAUGGGGCAGGCCCUGAAGAAGCUGGACGACCUGAUGGGACAGGCACUGGAGCAAAUCCCCAAGCUGCAAGUGCUGGUGGGGGACUGGUGGGAGCAGCCAGGCCAAGCCGCCCUCUCUGGGGAGCUCUGCCAGGGCCUGUCCCUGCCCCAGUGGCAGCUGCGCUGGGCCCAGGCCCGGGGAGCCCUGCAGCAGCCAUACAAAUGAGGAGGAGGCCAGGAGCAGUCAAGAAUUGCAAGUGAGCCUGGUGGUGUGAGCCCGUUGUCUGCUGGGGAGGCCGAGGAGCCGGGGAAAGGACGCCUGUUGAUUUCUACGCCAGCCUCGGCUACACAGCGAUUUCCAAGACAGCCUAGGCUACAUAGUGAGAGGUCCUAUUUCAAAAAUAAAUAGUAUUUAACCCCCAAACUUCACCUCCCUCAAUAAAGCAUUUGAAAGAAAGUA
This is a messenger RNA of Peromyscus leucopus (white-footed mouse), 2199 nucleotides long. RefSeq names its product HAUS augmin like complex subunit 5 (gene Haus5). The coding region runs from base 64 to 1965 and encodes 633 amino acids. The record is from RefSeq and is a predicted model, not a curated record. Gene Ontology annotation, biological process: spindle assembly; centrosome cycle. NCBI's taxonomy places the organism in Eukaryota, Metazoa, Chordata, Mammalia, Rodentia, Cricetidae. The transcript has 19 exons. Gene Ontology annotation, cellular component: centrosome; HAUS complex.